Molecule: messenger RNA, 1890 nt
Organism: Prinia subflava (tawny-flanked prinia)
Lineage: Eukaryota; Metazoa; Chordata; Aves; Passeriformes; Cisticolidae
Gene: RMND1
Product: required for meiotic nuclear division 1 homolog
Exons: 12
Coding region: 235-1740 (501 amino acids)
Biological process (GO): positive regulation of mitochondrial translation
Source: RefSeq, a predicted model, not a curated record
GUGUCCCGGCAGCGCGGGGGCAGGGAGGGGGCGGAGUGUCCCGGCAGCCGCCUCUGGCGCGCCCCGGGGGCAUCCGGACUGCGUGGGCUGGGCAGAGCUCGCGGGCUGGUCUGUGCCGGUCCGGUCCGCCCGCCGGCGGAACGGGCCCGCCCUAUCCGUACGUGCCGGUGGCUGUGCCGCAGCAAGCCGGGCCUCCCGGCCGGGGAGCCGACGGGCGUGGCUAAAGUGUGCCGUAUGCUGAGGAGACGUUGGAAAAUAAAUCCCAGUUCCAUGCUUGCUGCUCGGAGGUGGCGCCUCCUGCCCUGUUGUGGUCGCCCUUCGUCCCUCGUUCUUCUCGGAUUUCCGCGUUCCGUUCGUUGUGGCUUGGUGCCUCUGGUGCCACAGAGGGAAGAAAUGACACUGAAACUUCUGCACCUUCAGACAAGAUCUUUCCACGCUUUGACAACGAUAUGCCAAUGCCAAAGCUUUAGCAAAACUGGAUGUCUACUAUUAAAGCGGGAUAAUGAAGUUGAAAGAACAGCUCACAGAACAGCAAAGUCUUGGAAUUUGUAUACACUGAAACCUGCGUUCCCUUGGUUGACAAGUCAAUGUGUGCAAGUCAGGAAUUGGCAUUUUCUCCAAGGAUUUCUGUCCACUCUGGAAAGAAAUGUUUAUUAUCAGAGUGGGGAGGGGUUUUUCUCAUCCUGGAGACGUUUGGGUGUGACGAUGAUGGAAAACUACAGGCUCUAUACAGAGUGGAUCAAAAAGCUAAGGAACACAUCAUCAAGAUUUUAUGGAGUUGUAUCAGCUGGUAAAAUUGUCCCCAAACCCGGUAACCAGCCAGUUAAGAGGCCACCAAAGGCACCAAGGACCAAGCAGCCAUCCAGAACGAACCUGCCAUUCUCAGAUAUAGAGAAUCUGAUGCAGUGCACAGCCUUUGCAACAGCAGAUGAAUAUCAUCUUGGUAAUCUGUGUCAUGACCUGACUUCACAUGGAUAUGUUGAAAUAACAAGUUUGCCUAGAGAUGCUGCAAAUGUUUUGGUGGUCAGUACUGAGAAAUGUGCAAAAGAAGAUGAUCCUGGCAUGAUUUUUUUCUUUAGGGAAGGGGCUGUUGUAUUUUGGAAUGUGGAAGAGAAAAGUAUGAAGAAUAUCAUGCGAGUGCUAGAGCAGCAUGAAAUUCAGCCAUACGAAGUUGCACUGGUCCACUGGGAGAAUGAAGAGCUGAACUAUAGAAUAGGAGAAGGUCAGUCAAAGCUCCAUAAAGGACAAAUCUUGUUAAAUUCUGAGCUGGAUAGUGAUGAAGUUGUUCUGCAGAAAUUUGCCUUUUCAAAUGCUCUUUGUCUUUCUGUAAAGCUGGCUAUUUGGGAAUCGUUACUGGAUAACUUUGUGGAAUCUAUCCAGUCAAUUCCUGAGAUUCUAAAGUCACGAAGGAAGGUAAAACUCUCUCAUGCAGAUGUGAUGCAGAAAAUUGGAGAACUCUUUGCACUAAGACACCGUAUAAAUCUGAGCUCAGACCUGCUAAUAACACCGGACUUCUACUGGGAUAGAGAAAAACUGGAAGAGCUUUAUGACAAGACUUGCCAGUUUCUCAACAUUAAUCGCAGAGUUAAGGUAAUGAAUGAAAAGCUCCAGCACUGCAUGGAGCUGACAGACCUGAUGCGGAAUCACCUGAAUGAGAAGCACGCGCUGCGCCUUGAGUGGAUGAUAGUAAUACUGAUCACCAUAGAGGUUCUGUUUGAACUUGCAAGAGUAGUUUUCUGAUGACAGAACAAACUCAGGAAGAAGAAAACAAAAAACAAUAGAGAAUACAAGACUUGGAAAAUUCCAAUCACAUGCUUCUGGAGAAUCAUGAAACUGUGUCUCUUGAUAAAUCUCUAAAUCUUCUACUCAAAUAAAAAAAUCUAAAAAUCA